Cladophialophora psammophila CBS 110553 is the source of this 2052-nucleotide messenger RNA. RefSeq lists its product as uncharacterized. The transcript is spliced from 5 exons. The record is from RefSeq and is a predicted model, not a curated record. Gene Ontology annotation, biological process: DNA-templated transcription. Lineage: Eukaryota; Fungi; Ascomycota; Eurotiomycetes; Chaetothyriales; Herpotrichiellaceae. Bases 1 to 2052 code for a protein of 683 amino acids. Gene Ontology annotation, cellular component: nucleus. Gene Ontology annotation, molecular function: DNA binding; zinc ion binding.
AUGCAGAAUCGAUUGAAACAUCUAGAAAGCCUUGUCAAAGUUGCGAUGGCAAGUCAGCCAUCAAAUGGAAUUGAUACAUCUGCGAGUAAUCCGCAUACACCAGAGAUAGAUCCUAGUUCGCAGUGUCCAACCCCGACUGAAAUCCCGGGAACUUUCGUUGAAGCGCGCGGGUGCGCCCAAGACGGCGUUUCGAACGCUGCCGGCCAGGUGGUCCAAGGACCAAAUGAAACCACAUAUAUCGGGGCAACACACUGGGCUGCAAUGCUUGAUGAUAUUGAAGAAGUGAAAGGUUACUUCAACCAAGUCGUGGGGGAAACGUCGCAGCCUGACAACAGCGUGGGACCUGAUCUUUCUUUGGUCUUCAAACACGAUUCGCCCACUUCUAAGGAAAGCCUCUUGGCCACGCUACCCGAUAGCGCCAUCGUGAAUCGAUUUAUCCAUCGAUACUUUAACUCUAAUAGCCCUGCUCUCCAUAUCAUUCAUAAACCAGCAUUUCAAAGACACUACAGCAAAUUCUGGGCUGACCCCCAUGGCUCCCCGAUCAGUUGGCUCGCUUUGAUAUACUCGAUUAUGGCUGUGGCGACUUUUUCAGCCCUCGGAGCUGGCGAGGAAAUUAUGGACACUCGCGGAACCCCAGUGGAGAAGAUACGAGCUUACCGUGGAUAUUGUGCACAAUGCCUCAUGCUCACCAAUUACGCUCAGCCAGGACCAUAUACUCUCGAGGCCUUCCUUGUAUACAUUGAGGGGGAACUGCUUCUCAGCAAAGGCGAUCAAAUCAACUGUUAUUUAAUAGUCAGUGUGGCAAUUCGCCUGGCCAUUCGAAUGGGCCUCCAUCGAGAUCCCGACAAUGUGAAGGGUAACUUGACACCUUAUCGAGGCGAGAUGCGCCGCCGGAUCUGGCAUUUGCUAUUACAGAUGGAUUUGAUGGUCAGCUUUCAUCUUGGCUUACCAUCAAUGGUUCAAGCUAUCAAAAGCGACACUAGAGUCCCGCUCAACCUUCGAGACCAAGACUUCGAUGAAGAUACAAUUGAAUUGCCACCUUCCAGACUGGAGACUGAAAUGACAGGCAUGUCAUACACACUUGCCAAAGGUCGAAUAGCGCGGAUAUCUGGCAAAGUUGUCGAGCAGGCAAAUCUUCUGACUUCGCCUCACUAUGGCCAGGUCAUGGAGCUUGAUCGGGAGCUGCAGCAAGCCUUCACUGCUGUGCCGUCUUUUCUUCGCUUUGUACCAAUCGAGUUCUCAGUCACCGACUCCCCUCAACUUAUUAUUCAGAGACUCAGUCUGGCAGUACUGUUUCACAAAUCUCGAUGUGUCUUGCAUCGCAAAUAUCUGACCACGGAGAAAGAGAAUGCAGAGUUUUCAUUUUCCAGAAAAGCAGCGGUAGAUGCUUCCAUGAAGCUUCUCAUGAUCCAAUCCGAGGCCCACGACGCUGUUCAGCCUGGCGGCCCCUUGAGCAAGGACUUAUGGUUUAUUUCUUCAAUAUCGAUGCACGACCUUCUGCUCGCAGGCACGAUAGUAUACUUGAGCCUCAUUCAACAGAGCGACGGCAUCACUCUAAAGGUGGGCGAUCUGAGAGAGGCUACCACACAGCAGGCAGAGAUGAUCAUAGCUUUGGAAAGAUCAUAUAGGAUCUGGACAGAGACGAAAAGCAUGUCGGUUGAUACUAAGAAAGCCUACGAUGUGCUUGGCAACAUGGUGAAACGAGUCAAUUCAAUCUUCCGACAUCGCAGUGGAGACACGGUGGUCUCCACUGAGAAGAACGAUGCUGGAUAUACUCACGGUAGAGAAUCUCUUUUGAGACUCUCGUUGAAUGAGCCGAUGCCAUCAUUGGCCUCAUCAAUUGGUGUCACCGAUCUUCUUAUUGACGGACUGUACAACGAAUCAAAUAGCAAUCGUUCAGCAUCAGGUCUCACCAUGCAGUCUGAUAUUGAUGAAAUGAAUAUUCCCAUGGACUCUUUAAGGGCUAUAAUUGACACACCCACGAAUUUUGACUGGGUAUUUGAUGUUCUAGUUACGGGACACUUGACAAACCAAGCUAAUGAACCUAUUUAA